AUGGAUAAUUCAGAAGAUGAAGAUAGACCUCCACCUGUACCAUUACUUGGAUCUUCAGGUGUUUCACUUGAAGCAAUUGGAGCUUACAAUAUUACAAUGUUUUUUCUUGGAUCUAUAUCAUUCAUUUUUAAUUCAAUGGAAUGUUAUAUAAAUAUUAAAAAUAAACUUUAUAAUCAAUCACUUUAUAAUUGUUUACGUUUAUAUUCAAAUUUUGGUGGUUUAAUUCUUGGAGGUCGCCAUAUACUAAUGUCAUUGAUAAAUUUUUCACCUCUUGGAAAUCAUCCUUUAAUGUUUUCAAAAGAAGUUUGUAAAUAUAGAGGAAUUUUUGAUAUAUUUGUUGUUCAUUUAUUUCAAGUUUCAUAUUGUUUAGAAUGUUUUAUAUUUGCAAUAUCAAUUAUAUUUCCUCUAUUUUAUAUGAUAUAUUUAGAUAGAAUAAUUAUUAAAAAACUUAUUGCUAUUUAUAUUGUUAUAUCAUCAACAUUACCUGGAACAUUAUUACUUACCAAAGAUCCAUCAAUACCAAAAGCACUUCCUAGAUGUAUUGUUUAUGAGAUAUGGACAAGAGCAUUUCAUUAUUAUCAUUGGAUAUUUACAACACUAAUGACAUUAACAUUAUUUAUUAUAUUUUUUGUAACAACAAUAUCAAUGAAUAAAUUAACUAAAAAAAGAGAUGAAGAGGCUAGGAGAAAUGUUUGUAGUUUUAUUAGAUGGACAUUAGUAUUUUUUUUAUUUUUUUGGAGUGGACCAAAUUUUUUUAUGAUUAUAACAAAAUUUUUUGAUCUUGAAAGAGAGAUAAGAAAAACAUUUUUGGAUUUAUUUUAUAUUUCGGUUACUGUCUCACAAAUAAUACCAUUUCCUUUUGCAAUAUGGAAAAAUAAAAUAAUUAAAAAACAUUUCUUUGAGCUUAAUUUUGUUAGAAAAAUGACAUCACAAAGAAGUUUAACAAAGAUCAAAGUAAUUAAGACAUAA
This is a messenger RNA of Strongyloides ratti, 969 nucleotides long. RefSeq lists its product as hypothetical. The record is from RefSeq and is a predicted model, not a curated record. Lineage: Eukaryota; Metazoa; Nematoda; Chromadorea; Rhabditida; Strongyloididae. Bases 1 to 969 code for a protein of 322 amino acids. The transcript is spliced from 2 exons.